AAGAAAAAACACAAAAAUAUUUAUAUUUUAUAGAUUUUAUAAAAAAAAAACAAUUGUUAAACAAUUAUUAGUUUUGUGCAUUUAUGUAGCUGAACAAGUGUUCUUAAAUGAAAUUUACAAGUAGUAUACAAAUAUGCUGAAUGUUUUAAAAGAAUUUGUGACACAUUUAUUUUUGUGAAUGCCCUCCAGGCCCCCCAGAUUGCUGUGUUUAUAACCUAUAAAAAAUGUAUACAAAGUUAUAUAUUUCUGUAUUUCUUUUAUAUUGUCUUGUUAAAAUUAAAAAUGCCAAUGUUUGUUAUCCUAAUUAUUGUCAAAAUAAGACACUGUUAAAACCGGAAUUGGAAAUAUUGUGCCUCUUAACACCUGUAGAGAGAGGUGAAGAAUCUGGAAUGCUGUGCUUUCUGGCAUCUGUAGGAAAGGAGAAAGAAUGUGUGCAUUUAAAAUUCGACAAUUUAGGACAUUUGCCACCACAAGGAGUUCCUUUAGUAAACUUGAAAUUAUCAGCUUAUGUAGUGGUCGGAAAUUCGGGAAAUUUUAAAGAUAGAGCAACUGCUUUUAAUCUUUCUAUAUCAGACAUUAAUUUUCGAAAGCUCGUGACAAGAUAUCAAAGUGUAAGUCAAGAAAAAUUGUCGGCAUGUCGUCAUGUUGAAUUUUAUGGAAAUACAACUCAACAAUGGCCAAAAGACUUUUUUGUAUCGUGUCCAUUUUCCGAUGAAACAUACGAAACAACGCCGUAUCGAUUGGAGUAUUUGAUAGAAUCUCAUAAUUAUGAAUACAGUCGAAAAUUGGUAUUUAUCGUACCAAGACACAGAUUUAUUGAUGACACAGUGCGUGAUGUGAAAAUGUUCACGCCUUUUGUUUACGUUGAUGUUUCGGAUACAGUGUCAUUGACAUUAUUUAUUCAAACCGUACCAGUAAGAUUAAAUAUUUCUGAAUAUCGAGUUUGGUUAAUAAAUAAUAAUACCGGUAAAGUAAUUGAUCUCAUUUUUCGAGACAAACGAAGUGGACAUAUUCAGCAUUCUUUCCCCGUUGAUGAGGGAGUUUAUUAUUUUAAAGUUGCAACAUUGCAUUCGGACUGCGUCGAAUAUGGCUGUGUAAACAGCACUUCACCUUUAAUUAGCAUAAAACAAGUUUCACAUCGUCUUUUGAUAAUGAUUAUAAGUGUCAUUUGGAUUCCGCCUGUUCUUUUAUAUGCAAUGUACCACGUCUACAAAGUCUACAAAAAGAAAGUGAUGUUAAAGGAAACGGAUGUAAAACCAAAUUGCCUGUUGGUUUAUUCGCCGACACAUUCCGCUCAUGUGCACGUCAUGAUCGAGCUGACGAAAUAUUUAAGAGGCUGCAGCAUAAAUGCAAUGAUUGAUUCAUUAGAUAUUCCAGAAACUACAAGCAAGGACCCUGGCCUCUGGUGUAAUGACGCAUUCCACAGUGCAGAUGUUAUUUUAAUAGCAUCAUCACCACCUCGUAGUGAUGUCACUGUUCCUGUGAUUUAUCUUAACAUGGACAAACAAUCUUUAAGAUUGCUCAAAGAAAAUUAUCCUCAGGGCGAUAAAAAUUAUUAUUCCCUCCAGUUUCCUUACUGUGAAUUGGACAGUGUCCCACAGGAAGCUCGACAUUUUAAACGAUUUUUUCUUCCUGAUGAUUUAGAGAAACUCGUGAAAACUAUUCACAAAGUUGAGAGCAUCGAAAUCUUUGGGGUUUCGUCAAGAAAUUUUAUUGAGGCGGUAAAAGUCGCCAAAAUCCAAGUUCUUCAUGGUGAAGACAAAAAUCCAAGAAAUUUGGACGAGACUGAUAAUCUUUUAAUGCCAGUGAGCAAGGAGACAUUUUUCGAUCUGAAUCAUGAUAAAGAGACUGAUGACAAGGAUCUGAAUAUUACGGACGGAAGUGUGAGUCCGAAAUAUUUCAAAACAAAUAUCGAAGAGCUCAACUUACUCGGCGACAAUGUUGAUGAACGAAACGAUCCUUACGUGACUCCUAAUGAUGAAUCUGAAUUUCAUAUUGAUAAGUUAGAUUUGUAAUCUCACUUUUUUCUUUAUUUUUAGACUGAUCUCGAAGACUAUGUUUGAUUUUUUUAAUUCAUUAAUUUCAUUAAUUUUAUUAAUGAAUGAAGAAUUUAUUUAUUUUAGGGAAAAAUUUUAAUCGAAUUUGAAGGUUGGUGUAAAUAAGUGCAAAACAAUUUUCACAGUUUAAUAUUCUUUUAAAUUGAAAUUUUCAAUGAAUUGAAUAUUUUUUAACUAAACAAGUAUUUAUAUUUUGUAAUAUUAUUUUUUAUUUGGCACUAUUUUUCCUAUAUAUUAUUUUUUAAUCGGAAAAAUUGUCAUUGUCAUUGUGAUUGUUUGAUUUGUGAGUUUGUAUAAAAUUUACAAGUCAAAAGACUUGAAAACAUUUUUUACUAAGAUUUUUAAAUAGUUUUAUUAAAGUAAGGAGAGUUCUAUAACAUUUCCAGAAGAAAAUUGUUAAAUUAUUUUAAAAUUAUGACUCGAG
This is a messenger RNA of Leptopilina heterotoma, 2481 nucleotides long. RefSeq lists its product as uncharacterized. NCBI's taxonomy places the organism in Eukaryota, Metazoa, Arthropoda, Insecta, Hymenoptera, Figitidae. The record is from RefSeq and is a predicted model, not a curated record. The transcript has 10 exons. The coding region runs from base 225 to 2015 and encodes 596 amino acids. Gene Ontology annotation, molecular function: interleukin-17 receptor activity.